Messenger RNA from Haliaeetus leucocephalus (bald eagle), 1531 nucleotides. RefSeq names its product deafness, autosomal recessive 59 (gene PJVK). Gene Ontology annotation, cellular component: cytoplasm. The transcript has 6 exons. The coding region runs from base 1 to 1074 and encodes 357 amino acids. The record is from RefSeq and is a predicted model, not a curated record. Gene Ontology annotation, biological process: programmed cell death. Lineage: Eukaryota; Metazoa; Chordata; Aves; Accipitriformes; Accipitridae.
AUGUUUGCUGCUGCAACCAAAAACUUUGUUAAACAGGUUGGUGAUGGAGGAAGACUAGUUCCAGUGCCCAGUCUCAGUGAAGCUGAUAAAUACCAACCUCUGAGCCUUGUGAUUAAGAAAAGAAAAUGUUUGCUUUCAAAAAAGUCUAAAUUUGCUUCAACACCUUUCACAUUAAAAGACAUUCUUCAAGGGGAGAAAGAAAUUUCUGCAGGUGUCUCAUCUUACCAGUUGCUCAACUAUGAAGACAAAUCAGAUGUUUCACUUAAUGGUAGAAGAGGAAAUCAGAUAAUGAAUGAUGUUGGUUUUGAUGUUGCUGGAUCAGAUUCUGUUGCCUUUAAAGCUUCGUUUGGCAUAGUGACCAAACAUGAGGUUGAAGUACCAACAUUACUUAAAGAACUCACUACAAGAAAGAUAAACUUUGAUCAUUGUCUAGUCCAUCAAUCAAGAAAAAGUAGGAUGGAAAUUUUGUGCGUGGUCAUGGAAAGUAUUAGAACUACAAGGCAGUGCUCAUUAACUGUUCAUACUGGAAUGCGUGGAGAGACAAUGAGGUUUCACAUUAUUGAAGAUCAGAAUUAUAAAGGGAGGGACAAAGCCAUUGUUUUUCCUGCGCAUACGACUAUUGCUUUUAGUGUAUUUGAACUUUAUAUUCAUUUGGAUGGUAAUUUUGAACUCUGUGUGACUCCAAUUUCAAAAGGAGGAUUUGAAAAAGAGAAAUCUGGAUCAUCUUCACUGACCAAAUUAAGGAGGUUAAAGAGUAAUCUGUUUCAUCGAAAUAAAAGAGUAGUGGAUACCAUUGCUAACUCUGAUGCUUACUUCGAGGACCUUUUUACAGAUUAUUAUGAAAAAGCUGCGAGCAUGACUGAUCUCUCUACAGGCUAUCUCAGAGAAGGGUCUCAUAUCCGAAUUAAUUUACUUAAUAACAACAUCCCCAAAGGUCCCUGUGUCCUUUGUGGAAUGGGAAGUUCUAAAAGGGAGACAGUCUACGGAUGUGUAGAGUGCUCUUUUAAUGGACAAAAGUACGUACGAUUGCAUGCUGUGCCCUGUUUUGACCUCUGGCAUAAGAGAGUGAAGUAACUGAGCUAGGUAAGUGCCUGUUGUCACAGGCAUGAGCAUAACUGUGCCACAAAUUUUCAGAGUUAAUAAAUAUGACUCAAAUUGUUGAAAUGCAAAAUAGUGAAAGUGCAAAACAUUUUAUUACACUAUUAUCUUCAAAUUAUUUGCUUCACAGUCAAUGACCUUUUAGUUAAAAAUGCCCUCAUGCAUUCCCUGACAUAGCUUUUCUUCUUUCUAGAACCUUCUCCAUUCAUUAUCAUGAUAAUGAAAAAUGUACGUUUAAACUGAAUUUCCAUAAUGUUAAAAUAUAUGCUAGAACUUAUUGUAAGUUGUUUACACAAACUUGUUGUUAAAUCCCAAAAUGUUGCCUUUAUCUACACUGGCACAUGAUAGUAAAAUGAGAAUAUUUGUUAAUAAUUUAGUGUUCUCAUGAAUGUUUAAUUGAAGUAUCAGAUUAAAAAAAACAUGCGAAAACUUA